This is a messenger RNA of Aaosphaeria arxii CBS 175.79, 3569 nucleotides long. Its product is annotated as Adaptor protein complex AP-3 delta subunit. Lineage: Eukaryota; Fungi; Ascomycota; Dothideomycetes; Pleosporales. Gene Ontology annotation, cellular component: AP-3 adaptor complex; endosome membrane; membrane coat. Gene Ontology annotation, biological process: Golgi to vacuole transport; protein targeting to vacuole. The record is from RefSeq and is a predicted model, not a curated record. Bases 234 to 3374 code for a protein of 1046 amino acids. The transcript has 4 exons.
CGUCAACACUUGUUGCGCUGGACACACGACUACUGGAACGACGCUGUGGAAACACCUCGGAAAGCUGAAAACCGCAGCUCUGAUUCUUUGAUCUCGAUGAACUCUGCGCACAUGAAGUUCUACACCCGAUAGUCAUGCCCGCUGGCCAUUCAAAGUCCCGCCCACCUACCCCUCCUCCGCUGUUCAGACAUCCUUGUAGCAUACCAGGGAAGGGACCUUGAAGGAUUGCAGCGAUGUUCGAGAAAUCCCUCUAUGACCUCAUUCGAGGUCUUCGGAAUCAUAAAGGCUCGGAGAAAGAGUACAUCAACUCCUCCAUUAAAGAAUGCCGACAGGAAAUACGGUCCAACGAUAUGGACCUCAAGUCCACCGCGCUGAUGAAGCUCACGUACCUCGAAAUGUUCGGCCACGACAUGUCGUGGGCCUCGUUCAAUGUCCUCGAAGUCAUGUCAUCCCCCAAGUACCGCCACAAACGCACCGGAUAUCUUGCUGCCGUGCAGUCAUUCAGGAGAGACACCGAGGUGUUGAUGUUAGCAGAGAAUCAAUUAAAAAAGGAUAUAAGCAGUCCCGCGCCAACUGUUAUCAGCUUGCCGCUCAUCGCAGUUCCACAUGUUAUCAACCCUAGCAUGGCGAACUCGAUAUUGGGAGAUCUCCUGCCCCGAUUAACGCAUAGCCAUGCGAGCAUCCGAAAAAAGACGGUCGUCACGUUGUAUAGACUUGCUCUAGUAUACCCUGAGACGCUAAGGCCGGCAUGGCCAAAGAUAAAAGAGAGAUUGCAGGACGAUAACGAGGAUCCAAGCGUAACGUCUGCUAUUGUGAACGUAGUCUGUGAGCUUGGAUGGAGAAGACCACAAGAUUUCUUACCCCUUGCCCCAAGACUCUUUGAUCUUUUAGUAGAGGGAGGUAACAACUGGAUGGCGAUCAAGUUGAUAAAGCUGUUCGCGACCUUAACACCCCUUGAACCCCGACUCAUAAAGAAGCUCCUCCCGCCCCUCACGAAGAUCAUAAGAGAAACCUCAGCUAUGUCACUACUCUAUGAAUGCAUCAGCGGCAUCAUCCAAGGUGGCAUUCUCGAAGCUGUCGAGGGCACGACUGAAGGGGAGGAGGUUGCUCGCUUGUGCGUUGGGAAGCUAAGAGGAAUGAUGAUUAUUGAAGGCGACGCCAACCUGAAAUACGUCGCGCUGCUUGCCUUUGAGAAAAUUGUCAGAUCACACCCGCAUCUUGUUUCACAACAGCAAGAUGUUAUCCUGGAAUGCAUUGAUGAUCCAGAUAUCUCGAUACGGAUGCUUGCGCUGGAUUUAGUUGUCGGCAUGGUCAACAUCGAAAAUCUAACCGCUAUCGUAGGGCGUCUGAUGCGUCAGUUGCGCAAUGCUCCCAUCGCAUCUUCGGCGGACGAUCCAGCAAAUGAUCGCGGGAGAUUCUCGAGUGUCGUUCCUUAUGGGGACUCGGACGAUUCUGAUGCGGAAGAAUCUCUUCGGCCAGAAUCCAGGUCGAAUCAGCCACCGCCCCUGCCAGAUGAUUAUCGAGUCAGCGUUAUUCGAAGAGUGUUGGAAAUGUGCGCACGGGAUACAUACGCGAAUAUUUCUGAUUUCGAGUGGUAUAUCGACGUCCUAGUACAGCUUGUCAGAGUUUCACCGUCGACAAAAGCAUCUUCUGCCACUGAAGACGACGAUACAGAGCACGCAGAUGACGUUGGGCGAGGAAUUGGGCGCGAACUGCAAAAUGUUGCUGUUCGUGUUAAGAGUGUGCGCUCCGAGGUUGUUGAUGCUGCACAAUCACUUAUCCUUGUCGAUCGACGAGAUCAAAUGUUCCCGGCUUCAGGAAAUGGUGGCAUUCGUGUCCUCGAAUAUGCUGCUUGGCUUGUUGGAGAAUACGCCAAUUGCCUUGCUCAACCAGAGCCCGUCAUGACCUCGUUGCUACAUUCAUCGUCAGCGCAGCUCCCCCCUAGGAUUCUCGCAGUGUACCUCCAAGCGAUACCAAAAGUGUUCGCCUCCAUAUCGGGCAGUGAUCAGUUGUCUUGGACACCAGAGCGUAAAACACUAAUGUCGCUGCUCAUGGCUAGGAUCAUUCAUUUUCUGGAACCGCUAUCUACACAUCCAGACCUUGAGGUCCAGGAACGCGCAGUGGAGUACUUGGAAUUAAUGCGGUUGGCUGCUGAAGCAGCGGCCGGUACUGAUACAGCAUUGUCAUAUGAGGAUUUCGUCGACCCUCCUCUUCUCCUUACGCAAGCCAUUCCUGCUCUCUUCACCGGUGCCGAGCUAAAUCCUGUGGCACCUGGCGCACAGAGGAAGGUGCCCAUGCCCAUGCCCGAUGACCUCGACCUUGAUGCCCCCAUCAAUCCCAAUUUGAACAAUCUUCUUGCUCAAGCUGAACUAGCAGCAUUCGAAACCGAUGACGACGAUGUGUACGCUGCAUAUACCGAGCCGAUCACGUCUUAUGCAGCGAGUGAAGCCCAACCAUCUAUAUCUGCCUCUGAACGUCUUGACGGCCAGCAGAAAGAACCUACAAGCUAUCAGAAUGCUGUAGAGGAAGAGUACCUAGACCCCGAUAUCAUUGCACGCAGGAAGGCGGAGCGCCGCGAGCGACAUAAGGACGACCCAUUCUAUAUCGAUCCAGAAGGACAGUCCGGCUCUGGCACCAUCACUCCACUUACAAGCAUCGUAAGAGCAGGUAAUGAGGAAGUCGAUAUUGACGCGAUUCCGAUCAUGGAUCUGGAUCUUUCAACUCAACGGGGUGCUGGCGAAGAGAUAUCCCGCUCCCGGAGCCCACGCAAACCUACGCGAAGAGUCGAAAUCAUGGGCGACGAAACACUAGGUCCAAGCGAACCGGAUUCAUCGCGUGACAAUAGCACUACCCCACGAACAUCCAACAGAGCUAAGAAGAGCUUGCUACAGGUUGACAGCUCCGGAUUAGGAUCAUUGAGCCUUGAUGACGACGACGAUUCCGGAAGUAGUAGAAAGAUGACGCGGCUGGAGAUGGAGAGGAAAGAGCAAGAGGAGCAGGAGAUGAAGAAGGCACUCAUGGAAGUUGAACGAUUGAGAUUGGAGAUGCAGAGAGCAAGUGAGCGAUUGGAGGCCAGGGGAGAGGUCGCUGUCAAGCCAAAGAAGAAGAAAAAAGUCAGAAAGGCCGAGAUUGGGGGUGACGAUGUUCCAAUACAUGAGGUCAUACAUGAGGGUGCGGACAGCAUUGGACAUCAAGGAGCAGAAGAUGGGACAGAAGAGAAGCCGGCCAAGAAGAAGAAGAAAAAGAAGAGCAAACCUGGAGAGGGAGAUGUGGGCGGCGACGGCGAGAGGGAUGACGAAACAGUAGCAAAGAAGAAGAAAAAGAAGAGGAGGCAAGUGGUAAUGGACGAAGGUGUACCCAACACAGAGCAGUAACCAAUAAAUACGGCAUUUACUGUGGAAAUGGAGCACAGCAUACACAUCUCCAGAUUUGGAAUUCAGACUCGAACCGUUCUCGAAUCAUUGGAAAACCAUGGGCAUUGUGGUAUAUAUCUGCUUGAAUAAAAUAGCCCCAAAAUAUCAAUGCUGCUAGGAAUCGCAUGCUUGCAUCGACUCCAGUGUUUCUCCAGC